CGAUCCUGGCGUGUAUUAACAGUUUUGCAAUAUUCCACACCAAAGAAUCUGCAAAAUAUAAGCAUAAAAAUUUAUAUGUCCGUAUUAGAACAAUUUGACCGUUACUUAUAAUCAUUAACCAAGGACAUGCUGGAAGAUUCUGCGGUGCAAUCCGUCGAAAAUAUGGUUUCCGUUUGAACCGGUUUUGAAAGCAAAGCCGGCCCAAGUGUCUGUUUGUUUUGUGGCGUGGCGAAUCGAGUUGGAAGUUUUCCUUUAAAAGCAUCAGUACCAGAUCGACGUGAAUGGAAUGUAAAGCAUUUGGGACUUGACCACUAAGUGCCUCAGCUCGCCAGUCGGUUGUGUAUGCUCUGCCGACAACGACGUUUACAAACGCCGCCUGCACAGUGGUCUGAAGUGCUUUUCGUACAGGAUGGUUACAAGUGUAUGGCACAAGAGAGCAUAAUCACUGAUGUGUGGCAAGCAUUGUGGACCUACUUUCAUGUUGCAUAUUUUUCACUUUACGUUCCCGACCCUCCAUCUUGUUUUGGGCAGACCAGCGUUUUAUUGAUCAGUUGUGGUUAUUUGUUUAUUGAUUCAUUCUGGUCUUGAAGUGUAUUGAAGCUAUAUACGGAGUAUAUACGAGAUCCUGUUAAAACUCUCAGGUGUUUCGUAAAAUCCGGAUAAUCGUUCCAUCAGCAGAAAUGGGUCAUCCUCCGUUGCCUUAAUCUUUCUAUUGACACGCUGGCCGUAAAAAAACGCAUUAAUAACUGAUGAACUGUAAUUAAGGAUACGCUUAUCGAGAGCGUAUGUGUGUAUGUUGUCCAUAUCUUGGGCUGGGGAAUCGAUGCGUGGAUCGUUAUCUCUGUGAUUUGUCUUGAUUUAUCGAUUACUAAUCUGUUUCAUCCUCGCUGGCUGGCAGCUGUCUAUCGUGGGAGUGUAGUGUAUGGUGUGCUAGUUUGAAGGAGAGGAGAUGGUGCAAGAAACCGUGGAGUACCACACGACAGCCGACCACCGUCCCGAUUCUCCGUCAACGGACGACGGCGGUGGUGAGGUGUUGAGUGAGAAGGAUUUGCGUCGUCAGGAGAAGGAGCGCCGUGAGCAUGAUAAACGCCUGAAAGCCGAUCGGGAACGAGCGGAAAAAUUGGCGAAAAAAGAGCACGAUCGGUUGGAGAAGUUGGCGAAGAAGAAGGAGAAGGAAGAGCAAAAGUCACGGGGGAAGACAUCCAAAACAUCCACCACUACCACAAUGGUGCGUACCGAUCAUACAUCACCGUCACCCGCCUACACCGACGAAGUCGAUGACGCUGAUAUGAGUCCUCCUGUCUCCCCAGUGGGUGGCGUCCCCAUGCAGACAACGAUCCCCGCGGCUUAUGAGCACGUGACGGAGGAGAUCUCGGCGCAGGCGUCGGGUCCGGGUGCCUAUGCCAGCAACACCAUCCGCUCCAAUCUGAGCGUCAAUACCAACGGCCGCACCCGGGAUCUGGUGGUGCCGGUGAUUCCCGCCGAUCGCACGGCCACGCCGGGCGGUACCCUGAAACCCGGCUCAACGCAGAAGGCCGUCGUGCGCCUGCUCAGCGAUCAGGACGCCGAGUUCUAUGUUCCGAAAAAUGCUACCGGGCAGGAGUUAUUCGAGCGUGUCUGCGAGUUCAUCAACCUGCAAGAACGGGACUAUUUUGGCAUCCGCUUCAUGGAUACCGACAACGAAAAAAGCUGGUUGAAUAUGGAGAAAACCAUUAAGCAGCAAGUGAAAGGCGGGCCAUGGGUGUUUGAAUUCCUUGUCAAGUUCUAUCCACCACAGCCGACUGAGCUUAAGGAGGAUCUGACACGAUAUUACCUAUGUAUGCAAAUCCAUCGCGACUUAAUCACGGAAAGGCUGCCGGCAUCGUUCACGACAUUGGCGGUGUUGGGCUCGUUGAUGGUACAGUCAGAGCUGGGCGACUAUGAGCGCUCUACACAUCGUGGGAAUUAUGUCAGUGAAGUGCCGCUGGCACCACCCAGCCGGCAGAAUGCUGAACUGGAGGAGAAAGUUAUGGAGCUGCACAAGGAAAGCACCAGGGGUAUGGCGCCCACUGAAGCGGAUUUACGCUAUUUGGAAAAUGCUAAACGUUUGGCGUUCUAUGGCAUCGAUCUACACAAGGCCAAGGAUAAGGACAAUACAGACAUCAAAGUGGGUGUCUCUGCCAGCGGAAUCCAUGUGUACCGCGGCAAUCUGCGAAUUAAUCGUUUCGCAUGGCCGAAAAUCCUUAAAUUAUCGUAUCGCCGUUCGAACUUCUACAUUAAGAUCCGCCAGAUGGAGUUUGAAGAUUCGGAGAAAGAGAUCCAAUUCAAGUGCCCCUACGAGAAGGCGGCCAAACGGUUGUGGAAAGUCGCGAUCGAGCAUCACACGUUCUUCCGUAUGCGCAGCAGCGAAGAGCCCAGUGAUUAUUCGACACUGCGCUGGCCGCGUCUGGGCUCCCGCUUCCGUUAUUCGGGCCGCACAUAUUCGGAAGCCAAGGCCAGUAGUGAGAAGAUUGACCGCCAACAGCCGGAAUUCCAACGAACAUGGAGCAAACGCAAUCCGUAUAGCGUCAGCGUUGAUGGAUUAAAUCAACAAACCACUUUAACCCACCGCCAGCAGUCCCUGGAUGGUACGGGACGCCCGGUGUCCGUAUCGGACUACGAGAGUCGACGCCGUGAAUUGGCUAAUGGAUCGAACAAUGUAUACGAUCAGCCGAUCAAGGGCGGGCGGGUGGCCAUUGCCGAGGGAGCACACGGUGGUUAUGGAUAUGGAAGCGGGGCGGGCGGUCUGGGAGACCGAGUGUACCAGACAGACUACACGAAAACAACAUUCCAUGAUGAUAAGGGAAGUCCCACGGGUGGAGGGGCGCAGCUGUUGACGAAUAAUUCCGUUACCCAAGAGUCUCGCACGACGGUGGGCGGUGUCGGUCCUGAUGGUCUAUCACGUGGCUCGUCCGUCUUCUCCUCGCCGGACGGCACACUGAAAUCCCGCACGGAAUUUGAAUACAUUCCCAAUGCUUCGUGGCGCGGCCGUGAUGCCGAUUACCCGAGCAGUCCCACAUCCGGCGACGGCCGGGGUUAUGAUUUGGGCGGUCCCUACCGGGGCUACGGCGAUGGCCGGGGCGCCUAUUCUCCCACAUACAGUACCGCGGUUAAGAACUUCGGAUUGGACGGCGAGGGUAAUCGCAGUCCAGGGGGAACACUGACCUCGACCCGGUAUAAUCGACAGGAAUAUUAUACGAAUGCCGAUGGUAGUGGCGAUGAUGCGACUAAGGUGUUGAAGAUUCCGGUGGGCGGUGUUGGAGUGAUGACCACGACGUACGGCAAUGUGACCGAAUACACAACACGUACCAAAACGACCACGAGUACAAUUAAGAGCACGAUCGAGAAGUAUCCCGGCGCUGGUGGUGGUCCUGGCGGAAAUAUGGAUAGCACGACGUUAACGACGCGAUCCAUCAACGGACCUUCCAUGUCGCCUAGUGCCAGCGAUCCACUGGGCAGCCCUAGGCGACGCACCGAAACCCAUCCGUUUGGUGCAACGGCACCCAACGUAGUCAGCACCAAAGUGAAAACCACCGAAACCACCACGUUCGAAGUGGAUCGUAACGGUGAAAAAGAAACACACGUGGAGGAGCGUGUUACCAUCCUUACCGAUGGCGAAGAUAUUGAUCAUGAUCAAGCUCUCGCGGAAGCCAUCCAGAAUGCCACAAACCUCAACCCUAAAAUGAAGGUUGAGAAGAUUGAGAUCGACCACGCAGAAGGAUAAGCGGCUUUAUCUUCAGUGCAGUCCCAGAUGAACGGUAUGGAAAUUUUCAGUAUAUUUCCGGCGCCAAAUGCAUGUAUCCAUUUAUCCAGUUGGACAGAUUAUAAUGAUGCAAUCCAGAAUACGAAUUUUAGCCAACAUUUACGAAAAUUGUAGUAUGGUGGAUUUUUUACUGCUUUUGGAAACUAUUACGUUAUGAGAAUUGAUUUGAUAGUAUAAACGAGUACGGUUUUGAAGUGAUGGAUGGUACUCUUGUGCAGCUGUUUUGGGUCUUUUUUACGUUUUUGUUACCCUAUGUACGUAGCAUAUACACACCGCAUUCGCUCCUAUGAACUUGGGCAGCUUACAAAGUGUACUAUCCAACGCCACACUGAAAUACACCGGCAACUACGUGUUCUUUUCAUUUUUUUUAUUUUCGUAGUUUUCAUCUCGCAACUGUUGUUUUCCGAUUCUGUUAGUGAUGUGGUGCUUGCUGUAAAAAAUAUUGCAAUAAAACAGUUAAGAAAUGG
Molecule: messenger RNA, 4248 nt
Organism: Paramacrobiotus metropolitanus
Lineage: Eukaryota; Metazoa; Tardigrada; Eutardigrada; Parachela; Macrobiotidae
Product: band 4.1-like protein 2
Exons: 16
Coding region: 950-3742 (930 amino acids)
Cellular component (GO): cytoskeleton; plasma membrane
Molecular function (GO): structural molecule activity; actin binding
Source: RefSeq, a predicted model, not a curated record